Messenger RNA from Cricetulus griseus (Chinese hamster), 3649 nucleotides. The record is from RefSeq and is a predicted model, not a curated record. Lineage: Eukaryota; Metazoa; Chordata; Mammalia; Rodentia; Cricetidae.
CGAGAGCGCCCCCUCCCUGCGCUCCUGGAGCUGCUUGGUCCUGAGCCGGCCGGCCUGUGCUCCCUGCGCGCCCUUCUCAGGACCUGCGAAGGGAGAAGACUCCUAGAGUGUGAGGAUUGAAUAUAGCUCGAUCACCUUAAACAGCAUCUCCAUCCUCCCCUUACACCUGUAACUUCACAGCAACAAGUAAUUCCAAGUUAAUUUGGAUAAAAGAAAUAGCAGGUGCAGUCAGUAUCUUUGGGCUGCAGGAAUCCUUCCUUGCAACACAUCUCAGGUGUCCGUUUGCUAUUCUGGGAAAGCUAAACUGUGGGUUGAUCCAUUGACUUUAUUGGAAAACAGGACUAUUUUGAAACAAGGCUUGGUUUCCUGUGUCAGUAACCUGUGUAGAGGGAAUACACCGAGUCUGCGCCUGGAUUUUGGAAUCAUAGUUUGACUACAGCUUGGAUUGUUUCUACAUUAGCAGAGCAGCUGGGAAGAGAUGACAACAUGCCUACUGGCAGGCUGUGGUCUGGCCUGCUGCUCCUGCUGUCUUUUUUCUGCUCGAGAAGUUCAUCUUGUGGUCUCUCAACACAUGUAGAAAUAGGACACAGGGCUCUGGAGUUUCUUCAGCUUCAAGACGGACACAUUAACUACAAAGAGCUGCUCUUAGAACACCAGGACGCGUAUCAGGCGGGGACUGUGUUUCCUGAUGCCUUUUACCCUAGCAUCUGCAAAAGAGGAAAAUACCAUGAUGUAUCUGAGAGGACUCACUGGACUCCGUUUCUUAAUGCCAGCAUUCAUUACAUUCGGGAGAACUACCCUCUGCCCUGGGAGAAGGACACAGAGAAGUUGGUAGCUUUUUUGUUUGGAAUCACCUCUCACAUGGUCGCUGACGUCAGCUGGCACAGCCUGGGUAUUGAACAAGGAUUCCUCAGGACUAUGGGAGCCAUUGAUUUUCAUGACUCCUAUUCUGAGGCUCAUUCAGCUGGUGAUUUUGGAGGAGAUGUGUUGAGCCAGUUUGAAUUUAAUUUUAAUUAUCUCUCAAGGCGCUGGUACGUGCCCAUCAAAGAUCUUCUGAGAAUUUAUGAUAAUCUCUAUGGUCGAAAAGUCAUCACUGAAAAUGUCAUUGUUGACUGCACAUACCUUCAGUUCUUGGAAAUGCAUGGGGAGAUGUUGGCUGUUUCCAAGCUCUAUUCCACAUACUCUAUGAAGUCCCCAUUUCUGGUGGAACAGUUCCAAGAGUAUUUCCUUGGAGGACUGGAUGACAUGGCAUUCUGGUCCACGAACAUCUACCGUCUGACCAGCUUUAUGCUGGAGAACGGGACCAGUGACUGCCACCUGCCUGAGAACCCUCUGUUCAUCACAUGCGACGGCCGGAGGAACCACAUCCUCGGCUCAAAAGUGCAGAAAAAUGAUUUUCACGGCAAUCUGACCAUGUUCAUCAGGAAAGAUAUCAGGAAAAACCUGAACUACACAGAAAGAGGCGUGUUCUACAGCACAGGCUCCUGGGCCCCCGAAUCUGUAACCUUUAUGUACCAGAAUUUGGAGAGGAACCUGAGGAUGAUGUUUUCUGGCAGCUCACAGACUCCUCUAAAGCAUGUCUCCAGCCCCUCUGCCUCCUACUUCCUGUCUGUCCCCUAUGCCAGGCUUGGCUGGGUCAUGGCUUCAGCUGACCUCAACCAGGAUGGGCACAGUGACCUCGUGGUGGGUGCACCAGGCUACAGCCACCCUGGCCUCUUCCAGAUUGGACGGGUGUAUAUCAUCUACAGCAACGAUCUGGGCCUGCCCCCCAUCAACCUAGACCUAGACAAGGAGGCCCACGGGAUCCUGCAGGGCUUCCAGCCUUCAGGUCGCUUUGGCUCAGCUCUGGCCGUGGUGGACUUCAACAAGGAUGGGCUGCCGGACUUGGCUGUGGGUGCCCCCUCCGUGGGCUCAGGACAGCUCACCUACAAUGGUUCAGUGUAUGUCUACUAUGGGUCCCAGCAAGGGACGCUGUCUCCUUCCCCCAACAUCACCAUCUCCUGCAAGGACACCUACUGUAACCUGGGCUGGACCCUCCUGUCAGCAGAUAUGGAUGGAGAUGGCCAGCCUGACCUGGUGAUGGGUUCACCUUUUGCACCUGGUGGAGGGAAGCAGAGAGGGAUUGUUGCUGCCUUUUAUUCACGUCCCAGACAGAGUGACAAAGAAAUACUGACUGUGGAGGAAGCUGACUGGAAGGUGAGCGGUGAAGAGGACUUCUCUUGGUUUGGCUACUCCCUUCAUGGGGUCACAGUGACAAACAGAACCCUGCUGCUGGUUGGGAGCCCCACCUGGAAGAAUGUCAGCAGGUUGGCACGCUCAAGCCAUAGGAACCAUGAGAAAAACAGCCUGGGAAGGGUGUAUGGCUACUUUCCUCCAAACCGCCAGAGCGAAAUUACUAUUUCAGGAGAUAAGACAAUGGGAAAGCUGGGUACCUCCCUGUCAAGUGGCCAUGUGAGGCUGAAUGGGACCCUAACACAAGUGCUAUUGCUUGGAGCCCCUACUCAUGAUGUCGUGUCUAAAAUGGCAUUCCUAACCAUGAACCUGCACCAGGGUGGAGCUACUCGAAUGUAUGAACUAGCCCUGGAGAAGACACAGCCUGCUUUGCUCAGCACCUUCAGCGGAGACAGGCGCUUUUCUAGAUUUGGUAGCAUUCUACACCUGACUGACCUGGAUGAUGAUGGCUUAGAUGAAAUCAUCAUGGCUGCCCCACUGAGGAUAACAGACGUUACUUCUGGACUUCUAGGGGGAGAAGAUGGACGAGUUUACAUUUAUAAUGGCAAGCAUACCACCCUUGGGGACAUGACAGGCAAAUGCAAAUCCUGGAUGACUCCAUGUCCAGAGGAGAAGGCACAGUAUGUACUAAUUUCUCCUGAGGCAAGUUCAAGGUUUGGGAGCUCGCUGGUCUCUGUGAGGUCUAAGGAAAGGAACCAAGUGGUUGUUGCUGCUGGAAGAAGUUCUUGGGGAGCUCGGCUCUCUGGGGCACUUCAUGUCUACAGCCUUAGCUCAGAUUGAAGACGUCACUCCACUCUCCUAUUCUGCCCCUCUCUCUUGGGCCAAGUCAUCUCCAGGGUGGACAAAGUAUUCAUCCAGUGGAGCUGUGAAGCCUGACAGAGGUGGGACUUCUGGGACAGACAUACUGACAGCCAGGUUACCUGGAAGUAUGAUCAGCUGUAUAGACACCAGAUGAUGGGGAGCAGCAGGCUCUACGCAUCUUCUCUGAGCUUCCCGCCUGUGUUUGGGACCAGAACGAUUACCCCUCCCCUUCUGCUUGAACACCCGUCUCUCUCUUGCCUAGAAAGGUGUAGUCAGCUCUUAUACUCUCUAUACAAUUGCUUCUUUAAAAAUCUGUUAGUGGUGGCUGGUCCUAUUUGGAUCUUAAAUGUGCCCCCCAAAUACCCAUGUUGGAGGCUUGGUCCCCAGCUGAAGGAGGGUGGAAAUUUUAGAGUGGGACCUUGUUGGAGGAAGUUACGCCAUUGGAGUGUACAAGAACCCCAAGUAAUCCUUGUCUGCUUCCCAGCUGCCAUGAAAUGAACAGGAACCCUCUGCCAUGAUGUACUGAUUCUUCCCCAGCCCCAAAGCAACAGGGACAAGCACUCUGGAGCCAACAUGGCUGAAACUGUGAGCCAAAAUAAACAUUUACUCUUUUUAA